Messenger RNA from Mercurialis annua (annual mercury), 3566 nucleotides. RefSeq lists its product as uncharacterized. Bases 615 to 3125 code for a protein of 836 amino acids. The record is from RefSeq and is a predicted model, not a curated record. NCBI's taxonomy places the organism in Eukaryota, Viridiplantae, Streptophyta, Magnoliopsida, Malpighiales, Euphorbiaceae. The transcript has 8 exons.
AAACGGUUGCGUUUUCAUAUUUUCGCCGAUUGUUGUUGUUCUUGUAAUGAUUUAUUUGUUUGGUUGCUGAGAAAAUUGAAACGGAAAAUAAUGGGGGAUAAUUGGAAUAAACUGUGUUUGAUUUUUGGAAAUGGAGAGAGUGGAAUUGAGACGAGGAGUUUGUUUGAUCUAAGGGAAUUAAAUGAAAAUGUGAUGUUUAAUAAUGUUUUGGUUGUUUUCUCUCUCAUUUCUUGCGUUUUCUCAGUUGCCAAACAGAGGUUAAAUGGUGUUUGGAAUUGAAUUGAUUGCAGAGAGAAACAGAGAUCCAAUUUGAAAUUCAAUUUAUUUUGUUUUGUGUAAUUAUAAGAUUUAGUUGUGAUUGAGGAAUAGAAGAAAUUACUAUUUUCACUGCCUUUAUUUAGCUUCACAGUGAAGAACACCGACAAUGAAGGUGAUGAAUAAGAGGAUGACGGUGAUUUCGGGGGAUCUUGAUCUAUUUUAUACAGAGAUCUAACGUGUGAAAAUAAUCAUCUGAAAGCAUGUUUGUUGUGAUUAAAUGCAAAAUUUUAAUGCAUUUUAAGCAGAUGGAUACAUAGGUUUUGGUUGGUAGUUGAUACUUGAUACUGCUUAUACAAAUGGCAAUUGCUAGUCUACACAAUGUUUCUGUGCUUGAUUCUUCGUUUCUUAGGGACUCUCAGUCAGAAGGUGUUACAAGACGGGGUGAUGAUGGGAGUAGAACCCGAGCAUCAUCAGUUCUACAGAUGUGGCGGGAGCUUGAGGAUGAGCAGGUGGUGACUCAACCCCGAGGGAGGAUAGGUGGGAGAGUAUUCCAGACUAGAAGUGAUGGACUGAGUUCUGAUCUUUCGAGGGUGGAUUCAUCUGAGAGCAAUAGUAGUGAGCACAGCGUCACUUCUGAGGAUGUUAGUAUGAGUGAGAAUGAUUACGGACAAUGGUCGCCUCGUCCAAUUGGAUCAGAGAGUGGACAAGAAGAUUCUUCUGAUCUGGGGGAGAUUGAAAGGGAAAGGGUCCGGCAGAUUUUUCAGGAUUGGAUGAACUGUGCUGCAAGGGAACGCACAUCUAGUUUAUCCCGGAGGACCAACAAUUCUAGAGCAGAACGGCUUGGUGAAUCCGAGCAGGAGAGAGUUAGAAACACAAGAGAGUGUGUACAAAUGAACAGUCGGCACAGAGUCUCUCGUGUUCAGCAUAGAGAAGAGCACGGUGCUGCAAAUGUGGGUCAUGUUGAACAAGUUCUUGGUGGUUCUGUUGUUGAUCAUUUUGGAGGCCGAACUGAGCAUACUAGAAGGGGCAUUCGCCGGUUAUGUGGUAGACAGGCUCUGCUUGAUAUGCUAAAAAAGGCUGAGAUAGAGAGGCGACAAGAGCUUCAAGGUCUGUUGCAGCAUCGGGCUGUAUCACAAUUUGCUCAUCGCAACCGCAUUCAGGCCUUACUUAGAGGUAGAUUCUUGCGAAAUGACAGAAUAAUUGAAGUUGAGAGACCUACAUCAACAGCAGCAAGUGAAUUAGGUUUACUGAGGCAAAGACAUACAGUAUCAGAUUUGAGGGAAGGGUUCUUCUCCAGAUUGGACCACUCUGUUGGUCAAGCUAGUAGCAGGAGCAGCAGCAGCUCUGAUACCUCAUCGAACAUUUACAUUAAUGGUAAUGGAAGUGAACAAACCCAAGCAAAUACUUCGCAACAGGAUGUAGGGGAUUUUCAUGAAGAAACCAAUUCAAAUAUUGAAGAAAGUGAGGACCAUGGGUUAUCAGAUAAUAGAGUUGAUAUUGAAAGUAGCAUCAUUGAAGCUAGAAGCUCGCGGGAGCUCACUUCUGGUUCCGAUGCAGGUUCAAGACAAGAUUCAGAAGAUUGGAUAAGAGGCAGGCAAAUAUUCAUGAAUUCUGAACUUGUUGAGAGGGGAGAUGGUAAUGGAGAUGAGGUGGAUACUAAUUUGCGACAAGAUAUUAAUGAAAAUGAAGUUGAAGAGCAUAUCCUUCUGCAUUCAACCAGUGAAAUAGUGUCUCAACAAUUAGAGCAAAAUGGGAAUGGAAGUUUUGGCGCUGUCUUAUCCAGUCAAGUGGAUGGUCUUGAAAGAAAUGCAGCUGAAGAUGUGAAUUGGCUUGAAUCUUCUUCACAAGUAGAUCAGCUAGAGGGUCGAUCAUUUGCAAGCGGUGAUAGAGGCUUGUUUGGAGAUGUUCUUGGAUAUAAUGAAUGGAGGGAGGGUGUUCAAGAUAACAUAGAUGAACAUCAUCAUGAAAACAAUGCUAAUGAAUUGCCAGAAAAUGAUGACAGGGGUGAAUUUGAAGCGUGGCGUGAAGGUGGCGAGUCUCCAGAGGCUGUGCAUAGCUGGUUAGAAGAGCCUUCUGAACGAGAAGCUGUUUCUGUUGGAAGGAUGGAUCCUUUUUACUUUCCUGAUGAUGAUAAUGUGUACAGUGCGGAACUCAGGGAGCUCUUAAGCAGGAGAAGCGUUUCUACUCUGCUACACAGUGGCUUCCGUGAGAGUCUUGAUCAAUUGAUACGAUCAUAUGCUGAAAGGCAAAGCCAUGUGCCGCUUGACUGGGAAAUGGAAGGGGCAUCUGCAACUCCUGCAUCAGCAGAUCAAGAACUGGAGCAGCUGAGUAGGGAUCAGAAUGAAGGUCAGGAAGAUUCUGUUCAGCGUCCUCCAGUUCUACCUUCCCAAUCAAUUCCCCCAGUUCAGCAGCUCUGGGAUCAGGAACCGCAGCAUUUUACUUGGCCACAGCACGACAUGCAUCAACGCUUUGGAAUAGAGUGGGACAUCAUUAAUGAUAUGAGGAUUGACAUGGCUAGGCUACAACAAAGAAUGAAUAACAUGCAGAGGAUGCUUGAAGCCUGUAUGGAUAUGCAACUAGAGUUGCAGCGGUCAAUAAGACAAGAAGUUUCUGCUGCCCUGAAUAGGUCAGCUGGUUCAGCAGGGGUUUGUGAAAACAGUUUGCCGGAGGAUAGAUCUAAAUGGGAUCAUGUGAGAAAAGGAGUUUGCUGUAUAUGCUGUGAUAGCAAUAUAGAUUCUUUGUUGUACAGAUGUGGGCACAUGUGCACAUGUUCAAAAUGUGCAAGUGAGUUGGUCCGAAAAGGAGAAAAGUGUCCAAUGUGCAGAGCACCGGUUAUUGAGGUGAUCCGCGCAUACUCCAUCUUAUAAGUUUUUUGAUAAAGAAAAAGAUCAAAGAUCAAAGAUCAAAGGAUAGAUACAAAAGCAAUUUGGAUUAACAAUAUAGAGAAAUUGUCAGUUCUUGCCAGGUAUUUAUUUAUUUCUUCAUGCCAUGGUUUUGAUGAUAUUGAUUGUAUGAUUGAUUGAACUGAUCUUGUUUGGUUCGUCAUCUUGAUGUGAAUAAAAGAUAAUAUCGAGUGGAAUCAUGUUAUAGUAUUAGCUUGGGAGAUCUAGAUUUUCUGGGAAACUUUUUUUUUUCUUAGGCGUUGUACAAAAUUAGCAACUUAUAUUCUGAUUCCUGAAAGCCCUCAAUCAAUUUUAAGUGGGGGCAUAUAGCAAUGUGCUCUCGGCGGCACGCCCUGUAAAAGAUAUAUUGUACAACUUGCUAAUUUUGUUGAUUGUUCUAUUAUUAUCUCUCUCUUUUCCAAAGUA